Molecule: messenger RNA, 1183 nt
Organism: Erythranthe guttata (spotted monkey flower)
Lineage: Eukaryota; Viridiplantae; Streptophyta; Magnoliopsida; Lamiales; Phrymaceae
Product: ubiquitin family protein
Biological process (GO): regulation of proteasome assembly
Cellular component (GO): nucleus
Molecular function (GO): protein binding; phosphoprotein phosphatase activity
Source: RefSeq, a predicted model, not a curated record
UUUUAUUUUUUCUGAAUGGCGGAUGAAUCGUCGUCGUCGGCCGCCGUGCUAGCCGUUUCUCCGUUGACGGAGGAGGAGCUGACUUUAACGGUGAAGUGGAGCGGAAAAGAGUACACCGUUAGAGUGUGCGGCGACGAUACGGUGGGGGAACUCAAGCGGCGGAUUUGCGAGGCAACAAACGUGCUCCCCAAACGGCAAAAGCUUCUAUACCCUAAAGUCGGCUCGAAGCUCGCCGAUGAAUCUCUACUUCUCUCUCAGAUUCCGUUGAAUCCUCUCAAAUUGACCAUGAUUGGUACAGUUGAAGAUGAUAUAUAUAUAGAUCCAGUGGAAUCCCAAGAGGUAAUUGAUGAUUUUGAACUUGGUCAAGAUGAAGUUGUGGACAUCAAAGAUAAAGAAGUCAAUAAACAGAAAUUGAGACGACGUGUUCAGCAGUGCAAAAUUGAAAUCCGAAAUCCCUGUCGUGAAGGCAAAAAACUGCUUGUUCUCGAUAUCGAUUACACCCUCUUUGACCAUCGGUCUCCAGCAGAGAAUCCAUUACAACUUAUGCGGCCUUAUCUUCAUGAAUUUCUCUCGGCCGCCUAUGCUGAAUACGAUAUCAUGAUAUGGUCUGCAACCAGCAUGAAGUGGGUCGAAUUGAAGAUGGGGCAGCUUGGGGUACUGAAUCAUCCCAACUAUAAAAUUACAGCUCUCAUUGAUCAUUUGGCAAUGAUCACCGUUAGAUCAGAUACACGUGGCGUCUUUGAUUGCAAACCACUUGGCCUAAUUUGGGCACACUUUCCUCAGUUCUACAGCGAGAAAAACACAAUCAUGUUUGAUGAUCUGCGGAGGAAUUUUGUGAUGAACCCUCAAAAUGGUUUGACCAUAAAACCGUUUAGAAGAGCGCAUGCUAACAGAGAUACCGAUCAAGAACUGGUAAAGCUUACUCAGUAUUUGCUCGAUAUAGCUGAGCUCAAUGACCUAAGCGCCCUCGAUCACAACAACUGGGAGUCGUUCAGCAAUUUCAAGAGGCGCAGGCAUUAAAAUUAAUAUUAGUAAGUUAUCUCCUUUUUCUUGAAUGUCUGGUUCUGUUCUCCUGAGGAACUAAUUACCUAAAGAAAUUAUUUGAAGAAUUAUUAAACCGUUUUUCAUUUUUAUUCGGGCCAGUUUUCCUAGUAUUACCUAUUAUUUAUACUUUUUUUUUUUU